Pristis pectinata (smalltooth sawfish) is the source of this 12356-nucleotide messenger RNA. Its product is annotated as phosphatidylinositol 4-phosphate 5-kinase type-1 gamma-like. The transcript has 18 exons. The record is from RefSeq and is a predicted model, not a curated record. NCBI's taxonomy places the organism in Eukaryota, Metazoa, Chordata, Chondrichthyes, Rhinopristiformes, Pristidae. The coding region runs from base 219 to 2282 and encodes 687 amino acids. Gene Ontology annotation, biological process: phosphatidylinositol metabolic process. Gene Ontology annotation, molecular function: phosphatidylinositol kinase activity.
CGGGCUCCGUUGAUGUUGUUGUUGCUGCUGGUACGAGGAGCCGGGCGGCCGUUACUGACCGUGUGAAUGAAAGGCGGCUCGGUGACCGACCCCGCGCCUUUGACAGAAACAAAGCUGUCGUCUUCUCCGCAGCCGAAUCCCGGUCGCUUAAUCUAAAAACAAACCCUUCCUGCGCAAGAUUUCCCCCGUAAUUGCACAUAAAACCCUGUCGGGGCUGAAUGGAACCGGACGGAGCGUCGACGGAGGCCGGGGGUGAGAGCGAGCCGCCGGCGGCCGAGGAGGCGGCGGUGGCGGGAGCCGAGGGGGAACUGUGCGCUAUAGAAUCUUUCAGUAAAAAAUCAGGCUUGGCUGAGAUGCCCUCUUCUUCUGGAAAUACAUAUGCACCUGCAGGCAAAAAGAUUGGACACAGGGGAGUGGAUGCUUCUGGAGAAACUACAUACAAAAAGACAAGCUCAUCUACUCUCAAAGGAGCUAUUCAGCUGGGGAUUGGAUACACGGUAGGAAAUCUCAGCUCGAAGCCCGAAAGAGAUGUGCUGAUGCAAGAUUUCUAUGUGGUUGAGAGUAUAUUCUUUCCUAGUGAAGGUAGUAACUUGACCCCAGCGCAUCAUUUUCCUGACUUCAGAUUCAAGACGUAUGCUCCAGUGGCAUUUCGUUACUUUAGGGAACUCUUUGGCAUUCGACCAGAUGACUAUCUGUAUUCAUUAUGCAAUGAACCCUUGAUUGAACUCUCCAACCCUGGUGCCAGUGGAUCUCUCUUUUAUGUGACAAGUGACGAUGAGUUUAUUAUAAAGACUGUGAUAAACAAAGAAGCAGAAUUUCUACAAAAGUUGCUUCCAGGUUAUUACAUGAACCUGAAUCAGAACCCACGGACACUCUUACCAAAGUUUUAUGGACUCUACUGUGUUCAGUCUGGUGGCAAAAACAUUCGAGUGGCAGUGAUGAAUAAUGUGUUGCCGCGCGUGGUGAAGAUGCACCUCAAGUAUGACUUAAAAGGUUCAACCUACAAAAGGAGAGCUUCAAGAAAAGAACGUGAGAAGUCCAGACCAACGUUUAAAGACUUGGACUUCAUGCAGGAUUUCUCAGAUGGAUUGUUACUAGACGCGGACACGAACUGUGCCCUGAUUAAAACCCUACAGAGAGAUUGUCUGGUGCUAGAGAGCUUUAAAAUCAUGGAUUACAGUUUGUUGUUAGGAGUUCACAAUUUAGACCAAGCAGAGCGUGAGAGGCAGUUGGAGGGCUCACUAAGUACCUCUGAUGAGAAACGACCCAUUGCACAGAAAGCACUCUAUUCCACAGCCAUGGAAUCUAUUCAAGGUGGAACAUCACGGGGCGAGUCCAUUGACACAGAUGAUACGAUGGGCGGUAUUCCAGCAGUGAAUGGGAAAGGAGAGAGGCUCCUCUUGUACAUUGGUAUUAUUGACAUAUUGCAAUCUUACAGGUUGAUCAAGAAACUGGAACAUACUUGGAAAGCACUUGUUCAUGAUGGUGACACUGUGUCAGUGCAUAGGCCAAGUUUCUAUGCCGAAAGAUUUUAUAAAUUUAUGAGUAGCACUGUCUUCAGAAAGUCUUCAUCAUUGAAAUCAUCCCCAUCCAAGAAAGGACGAGCCUCUCUACCAGUUCCUAAAUAUGUCGGCCCAGGACAAGCCUUUUCAGCCAGUCAGAUUCCGACAGAAGAUGAAGAGAAGCGGUAUGACCUGCGGGGAGCCAGGAGCUUCCCAACUCUUGAAGAUGAAGGGUUAUUAGGCCGACCAGAUCUCCUUCCUUGUACCCCUCCUUCAUUUGAAGAAGCAACAACAGCUUCAAUAGCAACAACUCUGUCAUCAACAACAUCUUUGUCAAUAACAGAGCAGUCAGCAUCAGAAGGCUCAGAACAUCAUCAUCGUUACAGGAAAACUACACUUUCAUCAGUGCAGGAUAUUGGAUCCUAUGAUGAGGCGGCAGUGGAAGCCAACUUGCAGCAGGUCACUGUUGAACUGGAAGCCAAGUCCAGCAUUGAGUCUGAAACUACACUGGAGGAAGGAACAGAAGAAGAGGAGGAAAAAACGGAAGUUCCUUCAGCAUCUGCACGUACAAGUUCUACUAUCACUUUGGAAGCCGACACUGUGAGUCAGAUCUCUGAGGGAGCCAGCCAUGCUUCUGAGGAGGCAGAAGAUGAUGAAGAUGAUGAGGAGGUUCCAGUUACAGACAUAUACUUUUGUACAGAAGAGAGGGCCUGGAUUUACUCUCCUCUUCACUAUGGUUCUCACGUCCGUUCAGUUUCAGAUGGAGAGAGUGAAACUUAAAUCUAUGCAGAUCGUUUUUGAAGAAUAAAGAAGGAAGUUCUUCCAGAGGAACAACUUAACUUGGUCGGAAGCAGUGUCACUCCAUUGGAUCAGAAUGAUACAACAUCAUCGCUUAUUGCAGCUGGGUUCUGUGUUAUGACGUGCAGAAUAUGAAACUCGAGCAAAGGAAACUGCUGGAACAGAGAUCAAUUUGGUAGAAUGGGAUCUAUGAAUCUUCUGGGGGGCAUGGUGGGGGUUGGGGCAGUGGUUUUUGUUUGAUAGUGUAAACAAUGUUUCUGCACAGCUCUGCUCACACAGUAACCGUAUCUUGUGGUUCUAUGUGGUCAUUGUUUGUCAGUGACAGAUCACUGUUCUUUAGUCCAUGUCCUACUGAAGUCUGAUUGAUUAGAUUCUUUCCUGACACAAAUGAAUUGCAGAGUGCCACAAUCGAUCUCGCAGUGAAUGUAUGUUAUUUUGUUAAUAUCCAAGAUCAGUGCAGCUUUUGGCAAUGUUUCCAGUUGCGUAAAUCACUUGUAAGCAAUCAAGCUUAUCUUUUUGUGCUGAGGUUAUUUUCCCUUUGGUGUUAAUCUACCAAAAGUUUUUUGCAUAAAAUAAGUAGGAAGCUGAGUUGUACUUAAACAUUGGUAGCUAUAAACAUAGAAGCACAAUGCAAAACUGUACAUGCCUCAGAUGAUAGAGGUACAUUUUCCUUAACUACAAUUAAUAUGUAGUUCUUAUCUAUUUUACAUAUAUUUUUCAUGGACUGGGGCAGUGGGGUAAGGGUCAUUAUGGGGGUGUUCUGGAAAGCAAAGCAGUAUUGUGACUUGAGCUAAAAUUCAAAAACCCCAUAUGUAUUUAAACCAAUUUUAUUUUUAAAGCUGCAUGUAUUUUUUGUAAUUGUGAUUAUUUUUUGACGAGGGCUGUAUUUUGUGUGCAGUGCAAAACUUCCCCAAGGAAUCAGACACUGUUUGAAUCAGCAAAGAUUAGGUGCAAAGUAAUGAUUCCUCAAUAUAGCUUAAGCACUUGUAUCAUGUACAACAUAAGCUAAAUGUGGGGUGCAGAUUACUUCAUACAAACCCCAGUAAUGCCACCUCAUCAACAAACUAAGGAGCAAACCAUCCUAUGAAAUGUACAUUUCCAAAGUAUAUGUAUUGAGGUAUUUAUGUUUUCUUAACAAACUAUACUCUACUAGAUGUGUUUCUAGUUGGGUUUCAAAAUUGCAAGUUAUGAAGUUUUAUAUUUUGAAUUUUGAAAUAUUUAGAAAACUAUAUGGCUACAAUCCAAACAUUUAAUCUGUGCAUUGUAUGAUAAAUUGCAAUAUCUAUAUACGACAAAUUCUCUUUCAAUUAUAAACAUUGCAUUGAAGUGGCUAUAAAAUAGGCUGCUGCAAUAGUCAGGCGCUCUUUUUGAAAACUGUGCAUGUUUCUUUCCUACUAGUGUAAUUAUUCAGGUGUUUAUUUUGUAAUGUGUAUUACAUCCCUAAUGCUGAUUACAAAGUAGAUACAGGUAGGUAUGAUUUAACUGGCACCUCUCAACUCAUAUAUCAUAAAAGACCCUACAUUAUCUGUUUUUUUUAAACUGCCAACCCACCCCUGCCACUCCCAACGUGACAUUCCCUUAUUAAUUUAGGGGCGUUAAUACUACCUCCGUAUUAGCCCUGGGACCUCAGCUCUUCAUGUGGAGGUAACUGAGUACCAUUUGUACAUAAUUCUUUUGUACAUAAUUCACUGGUUUGUUCUGCUUGAUAUUUCGUCUGAAUGUUUGGAAUUGUCUGGUGUUAGUAAUGCUAUCUUAUUGGUGUACAUUCUAUCCAGAUCUCUUGAUAUAAGCAGAAUAUGAGUGAAUGGACUUAAAUUUUUAAUUGACUCUGAGGUCUGUGCCACGCAGCAAAAUGUUAAGAUUCGUAAAUGACUUGAACAUGUGGAUUCCUGGAAUCUGAGGCUAGUAACUGGAAAUACGCAAGCAUCAUGAGAUUGACCAUAAUAGCAGAAUUAUAUAAAUGGUUAUUUUUCUAUGCUUUGUGAGCAAGUUAACUCAAAUUUUACUUUGCCUAGAAUUGUAUAGACUCUUGGAUUACCAGGUGGAUGGAGAAAGGGUUCCAGAAUGUUCUCCAAGCCUCCUUGGAAAAGGUGAAACACACCCACCAACUCCUAGGAAUCCCUGACCCAUGAUUGCUCAAGAUGGGGGAAGGAGCAUUCAUGAUGCUAUUGAGAACCAUGAGUCCAUGUGUUGGAAGUGCGCACUAAAAGCCCAGAGUAAAAGGCAGGAGGAGUGCACUACCUCUCAAAUCACCCACUCGCAUGUCCUAUCAAGCACCACCUGCCCCAUCUGUGGUAGAAUCUGCGGGUCCCACAUUGGCCAUGUCAACCACCUCAGAACCCACAGAACUGGAAUGGAAGCCAGUCAUCUUGGAUCCUGAGGGACUUCCUCAAAAGAGACUGUUGGAGUUAACCAUACUGCAUUAUUGAACUUUUUCAAGAUCAAGAGAAGCCUGUCUGCACCUAGCCAAAUUAUAGAUUUGAUUGUACCUCAUGAAAUUUUUAAUUUAAAGAAUAAGCUGCUACACAGUUAUAUUAACAUACCAAUUCAUACAUAUUGAACCUUGCAGUGCAUUGCAAUGUUACAGGUUCCAUGGAAAGGAGGUAGAAUAUUUGGCAGGAAGAUGUAUGUAGAAAUACUAAAUAGGUUGUAGCCAAACCAGUGGUCUUUAUGAAAAUAUAAAAUGAACUGUGGCAUCUAAUUCCAAAACUAUUGGGUGAAACAAAUUUCAGUCCAUCUUGUGAUCAAGAUGUAGUUUGGUCAGCUACUGUAAACCAGUCAUCCUGGCUAUAACAUAGCAUUCUGAUAUUCAAUAGGAAUAUUGUGGGUUCGAGUCCAUUCCACAGUUUUAGCAUUUAGUCAAGGCAGUCGUUUCAGUGUGAUACUAAAGGAGUGCUGCAAUGUCAGAGGUACAUUUUUUUUUCAGAUAAUGUAUUAUCCCCUUUUGUGGACAUAAGAGAUCCUAUAGCAAUGUGAAGAGGAGCUUUUGCUACUGUCCUAGCUAAUGUUAAUCAUUCAACCAAUAUUUCUAUAAGCAGAUUAAUAUUUCAUCUGUCUCAUUGUUGCUUUUGAGACCUUGUGUGGAACAUACAAGGUAUUUGCUUAAACAGCAGUGACUACACUUGGGAGAAGAAGCAACUCUUUCGGUUGAGAUGCGCUUUGGGGCAUUAAAGGAAAUGAUUCGUAGAAUCUAAUAGUAUAGAGAAAGGUUGUUCAGUCUGUUGUGCUAAUGCCAGACCUUUUGAAAGAGCUAUCAAAUUAGUUUGUUCACUUAUUCUAUUCCUUAUAGUACUGAUUUUUAUUUUCAUUUUCAACAAUAUAGCAAUUCCCUUUUGAAAGAAACUAUUAAAUUUGCUUUUGCCACCCUUUUCUGUCAAGUCAACUUAACUCAAGCAUUUUUGAAAUAUAAUUAAGAAAAAAAUCUCAUCUUCCCUUAGGACUUUUUCCAGUUACCUCACGUCUGGGUGUCCCCAGGUUACUGAUCCACCUUCCACUCGAAAUAGUUUCUCUACAAGACUUCACAAUAUUAAAUUCCUCUCUGCUCUACUCUAAGGAAAGCAGUCUUGACCCCUCUGAUUGCUCCAUUUAGUUGAUGUUCCUCAUCCUAUAGAAAUGCAAGAUUUGCAUUUGCUUCUGCCUGUUGCUGCCAGAGUUAAAUUCAUCAGGAAGUGUACAGCUUUUAUGUGCAUCCACUGUAAAAUGCUUGCUGUUCCCAGUACAAACUAUCUUUCAAUUUAUAUUAAAAAAUAUAUAAUAGAAGAUAAUUCUUCUGAUACUCACUCAGGUUGGAUAUAGUUUGCUGGAUGUUUGGCAAUAACAGACAUGAAAGUCCUAAUGAAUUAGUAAUUCAAGAUGAUCUAAACUGAAGUAGGGAAGCCCUUUUGGUUUAUGACAGCUGCCUAAAUUGCACAUUAACUUACUAUUUAAAUAUCACAGCAAGUUUUAUAUUGCUGAUUUGUAAGUUUAUUUGGUUAUUAUUUUGGUCUAUUUUUAUGCUGAUUGUUGCAUCCUGCUACAGCAUGCUCUGUGCCAUUGAUUUAUAUUGUUGAUCACACUGAAGGAUUAACAAUUAAUGGUAUUACCAAAAGUUUACUGAGAUACUAUCUGCAUGUGCUCUGAGUUGCCGAACUCAUGCAGUCAGUAGCUGUUAGCUAAUAUGCAUUUGAUCAUUGAAAGCAUGAUAAGCAAUAUUAUAAAUAAAACUUAGUUUUCGUACAGAAUCUUUAAACAUUUUCUAAUCCUAAAACAAAUAAUUACUUGUAUAAAUCUUGUAUCAAAAAGAAUACUUGAAUUUGUUUCUCUGUAUGUUUACCUAUUUUGUGGUUGCAGCUUGAAUUUCUUGUGCUAUAAGUUUGUUUUUAAAAUUGAGUUAUCAUUUAUUUUGUUGUAAAGAUUUUGUUUCAAAGUUUUCUGGUGCUAGAAGUCACUAGGUUUUAUGUGAGAAGCUAUUGUGAUAAACCAUUGUUUACUCCAGCUGUGAAUUUGCUCAGCUUCUAUUAAUGCGUUGAAAUUGGGAGCACGCUGAUAGUGAAGGCUUAGAUAUAAUAUACUGAUUCAGUACAGAUGUGCUUUCCUAUCAUCCACAGGAAGGAGAUAGGAGAGGCGUAUUUUUGCUGUGUAUGCACUGACGCAAUUUAUCUGCAUCGUACCCUCCAUUUAUUUGUAUUUAAUGUAUCAUUUAAAUGUAUUUUUGCAUUUUUACAGAUGUUACGUAAUCAGACAUGCUGAGUGUUUGGUUUGUAUGGCCUUGGGUUGAUUUGAUCCAUAUGCUGUGAGCCCCUGAUAAACACUAAACCUGCGUAAUGUGAAUUAACUGAUUUAAUGUGGAAUUAUCCAAUACUUAAAAUGAAUUUAUUUAUUGCAAAAACUGUUGAGCAAUAUAUCUCCACUUGAUGUGUGGAUAAGAAAUAUGUCCUUGCAUCCCUUACUAAACUGCAGCAGUUUGUAUUUUUUUCAUGUUUUGUCUCCAGCUGUGUACCUACUGUAAAAGUAUUUUGAAAGGUAUAAUUUGUAUCUGUACAUAAUUGACUUUUGUAGCUGUUUUCAGCAUCCAUUUCUUCUCAAACUAGCCAGAUCAAUGUUAAUCAAUGAUUAAAGCACAAAGCUGAGUAUCUACAAUGUUUCACACACGUGCACACACAUGCCCCCUAAGUUCUGAUGAGAAAAUGGCCGGAAUAUCCCUUCCCAAAGUAACUUAAUCUGUGAUUUAUGUUUUCUGGCAUAAGUUUGGUUGACACACUGGGAUCUCUUUUAUAUUCCCAAAUCAAAUGCUUUGUACAGGCUGUUCUUGGUUUAUGAAUGCCCAACUUAUGGACACCCCCUACAUACAAAUGAGUUCCCAUAGAAUAUUAAUUUCAAAAAUCUGAUGUAUGUGCAUACAUUUGUUCUAGGAACAGCAGAACUAGUUUCCUGUCUCCACUUUUCGUAAUUGUUCUUAUCAGUCUUUUGUGCUUUUGAUGCCAUUUAUUACAAUGCUAAGGAGGCAUGGUUGCCAUAUUGAAUGAUUUUUGUGUAUUUUGCAACCUUUUGGGCCUCUGUAACAACAGAACCCAUUUGUUACCUGGUAAUGGCCUGUAUUUAAUCAAAUGAAGAUGGAAACUAUGCUUUCAUUUCAGAUACAUUUAUUGGCUGUUUUGGUUGUAAAAAUUAAUUCACAACUAUGUCUGUCACAAUAAUGAUUAUUGAAUUGUGGUGAUCAUAGUAAUUUAGUUUAACCAUUACUUUGAACCAACUGCAUUCAAUUUUUGAAAUUACAUGGUUGCACCCAAAAAUUUGAUUAUAUCAAAUGCUGGAAUGGGAUGGAGCUUUUGAGGUGUGAAGAAAUUUUGCUCCCACUUGGUUACUAUAUAAGUACUUUUUUUAUGAUGUCAAAUGAGGCAAUGAAUUUAAGAAUUAAUUGUCUGAAAUGAUCUUUUGAAUGCCUUAAAGAAUGACGGGAGUGUAUUUUUUUCGAGAAAUUAUAAAUAAUCAAGGUAGUUCUCAUCACCAUGUUUGAUGUCAGGUCUGUUCAAAGUUAGAUGAUCUCAAUGGGGCACGCAGCUGGCCUUGGCACCUUGGUUUGGGAGACAAGAUGAUCGGGCAUGCUUGGUCUUGAAGAGUCCAUGGGCAACAUUUUGCUCACCUGCAAUGUAGUGGGUUUUUGUUGUCAUACUCUAUUACCAUAUGACAAAUGGCCACGAAAGUGAGCUAUAGAGGCCAGUUUAUCACUGUUGAGCUUGAAUCCAAAUUUGCCCUUGGUGAGUGCAUAAGGGGACUGGUAAGGUGAGGACAAUAUCUCCAGUCAACAAAAAAAAGAGCUACUGUGACACGACUUCCCUUAAAAACAUUGAAAACUUCACAUUCCUUUGCAUUCGUCUUUCCCUUGUUAUUUUGCUCUACUAAUAUAUUGUUUUUCAAACAAUGUUCAAAUUUGUGAAAAUAUAACAGCUAUCAUCUGAUUUCAUGACUUAAUAUAGUUGCUUAAACAGUGGAUCACAAAAUUGUGUUAAUAUUUUGGAAGAAAACACUGAAUGCAGUGAAUAUACUCCAUAGAUUAACCUGUCUUUUCCGUCUGAUGUUGCUGUUUUUACUUCAGAUUCUCAGCAUUUGUCUAUUAUUAACACAUAGGUAGCUGAAAUACUAUCUGUUGUGCCCUAAAACUGGAACAAGAAUUUUUAUAUUAAUUUCAGUUACUAUUUAUUAGGUCAUCCUGAGCCUUGGAGAUGUGGAUUAACACACCAUCUUCAAAGUUAGUAUUAUCACAGACCUGAAAGCUGCAUAGCUGUGCAAACAAAAUCACUUUACAUCAAAGAAAGUGGCAGGAACUUUAUGAUUGUGUAAUCUUUUGACCAAUAGGCUAUAGACAUUAGUAGAUUUGGUUAUUUAAUUAGCAAUUGAGAUGAAAAUGCAUUUCUGCAAUAUCCAGAUAUAAUUUUAAACUGGAUUCGUGACCGUUUAUUAAAGAUAUAAAAUUGUUUAUAUGUCAAUAAUUGUGCUGUUGUAAAGUUCCUGCCUUUUUCUUCUAUGUGAAGUGAUUUUGUUUGUAACUUUUGGUUCUGUAAUAAUAACAGCUACUGUAGCUAGAGGGAACUAAUAGCUGUGCAAACAAGUACAGAAUUCAAGUUUUAUGGCUUUAAAAAUCAUUAAUUUAAAUUUUUAAAUUAAUCUUUGUCAUUAAAUUUCACCACCUACCAAGAAUUAUCAAGAACAAAACUGGUAAUGUAAAACAAGUCGCUUAUCAGAGAUUGUUUUAAUUUGCAUAUCUGUGGCUCACUCACCUCAUGAGACAGCAUUGUGUGUUUUGAGUCCUGCUCUGGAGCCAUGAGUGCAAAAGUGAUUUGGGUUGAGUCUCUAUUAUAAUAGGGGAGUCACAGUGGUGUAGCUAGUACAGCCAGUGCUCCAGAGUGCCAGAGAACCCAGUUCAGUCCUGACCUUGAGUGCAGUCUGUGUGGAGUUUGCGCACAUUCCCUGUGAUGAAGAGGGUUUCCACCAGGUGCUACGGUUUCCUCCCACAUCCCAAAGAUGUUAUGGUUACUAGGUUAAAUUGUCCCUAGUGUGUAGGUGAGUGGUAAAAUCUGGAGUAAGUUGGUUAGAAUGUGGGGAAAAUAAUAAAAAAAAACAACGGGAUUAAUGUAUAGAAUUGUACAAUACGGAAGCAGGCCUUUUCGGACCAUCUCACCCAUGCUGACUGUGAUGCCUAUCUACAUUAAUCCCAUUUGCCUACAUUUGACCUGUAUCCCUCUAUGCCUAAUAGAGAGUAUUAGUGUAAAUGGGUGGUUGAUGGUCAGUAUGGACUCAGUGGGCCUCUAUGCUUUAUUUCAGACUCAUACUGAGGGGUGCUACACUGUCAGAGCUGCUGGAUUUUGGAUAAGUUGUCUGUCCUUUGGAUGGAUCCUAAAGAAAGUAUGGCAUUUUGCAAAGAAGAGAGAUUUUAUGGCCAAAAUUUAUUCUUUAAUGAACAUGAUCUGGAGUUUAUCAUAUUAUAUUAUGGGGAGUAUGGAAAGUGGUGGUUGUUUCUUCCUUUACAAUAGUAACGCCACUGUACAGUUACUCAAUUGGCUCUAGGAUGCAUUGGGACAUUCUGAAAGUACAUGACAAGCACUGUAUAAAUGGAAGUUCUUUUGUGUCCUUGUCAUGAAAUGGGAGGAAAGGAAACAGAGGAAAUAUUAGAUAUUUGUCUGAUUUUCUCUAUCUUAAGAGUUCCAGUUCAGUCUAAAUAUUUAAUUUGCCUCUACCCAACCCUAAUUGUUUGUGGGAGCUUGUUGAAUGCCAAAUGGCUAUUUCACUUGCAGUCAUUGCGUAUGACCUUCUAUGAGACAUGAAUUGUGCUAAAGCACUAGAUAAAUGAACUUUUCCUGCCCUUUUAAAAUGUUUUUAAAACAUGUUUGUCAGAAUUUUUAAAUCCAGAAAUGCACAGCAUAUCAGUCAACAGUUAUGGGAAGAAAAGAUGCAUGAUUUCAGUGAAGAUCCUUUAUCUUUUCAAAGCUCUCAGCUGGAAGUAUUAACCUCUCACUUUGUAUAGUUCCUGAUAGGCUGCUGUGAAUUUUGAGCAUUUUUUUAUUAAAUAUUUUUUAACUCAUUGGAUAUGCAGGAUCUAUUUUAGAUUAAGCAUUGACAUUUUAUCUCUCAAAGUUUCUAAGAUUGUAAAACCAUAAGAAGUUGAUCUGUUCAGGGUUUUAGGCACAAAGAGAUUAGGAAUUUUCAGAGGAAUUAUUACAUGAAGAAUGGUGGAGAGAGAAGUAUAUAUGUGGAGAGAACAAACCGUCUUUGCUUUUAGUUUUAAUAAAUGGUGCAAGGAACAGUUGCAUAUUUUAUAAGCUUGCCUUACCUUUUGAAUCUAUAUAGUAGAUCUAAUACUCGAUCUGUAUCUCAUUGUUUAGUUUCUGCUGAAACUUAAAUGGAUAUUCUAUAAUUAAAUAAUAUGAAGAAAAUCUUUUCAUUUUUUUCAAUCUUCAUAAAUCAGUAUUACUAUAAAAAUGCUGGCCAGGUAAUAAUUAGUUUAAACAUGAAGUAAUGCAGGUUCAGUGACCAAUUAAUUUCCUUCCUUAUUAAAUUUGCAGUGUAGAAUUACAAGCAUAUUUCUUUUAAAGUAUAUUUCUUUAAUUGAAGGUUUCGACAAUAAUAAUAGUUUCUUAUGUUUUCAAGCGUUAAUAAAUAAAAUACAAGUCCAUGUUUCAGUUGGACUCCAGUAAUGUCAAAAUGAGGAAAAGAUUGAGGCCUUUACAUCAGGGAUGUUUUUCUAUCUAUCUUUUCCAAAUCUAUUUUCCUUUACUGUUUUCACCUUGUCCUGAGUUUAUGUUACCAGGUUUUGAUGUGCAAAUAUACCACAGGAGCUGGUGGCAUUAAUGUAAUAUUAAAAAAAACCAUCAUGAAAGCAUCUGCUAUAACCGCACUUACUGAGAUUAUAAACUGGUCUUUUUUUUCUCUCUGCCAUCUAUCCUAAAUAGAGGAAACAUGCUCAUCUCAGACUGACCUCAGUAAAUCCAGCUUGUGUUUGUCCCUUUGCACGCACAGGUGGUUUGGAGUAAAAGAGGAAACAGUAGUUUAAUUAGCAACAACAGCACUGCUUGUUAUUUUUGGAAUGUUUUAAUAUGGGCAAUUUAUUCAGCUGAGUAGUUAAUAAGCUUUUAGCAAACAUCAAAGUUGUCUGUAGGAGUUCAAUAAAGUGCGACUUGUUUAUAACUGGUUGAAAGAUGAAAAGCAUCCAGUAAUAAAAUUACAUCCUGUCUCUCAAACUCAGGCAUCUUGAGUAUUUUGAGCUGUUUAAUGUUGAUGAAUAUAGGACUGUGGUGGUAGUUUGAGGGACAAAAUUAAGAGCAUAAUGAUGUUUUGGUUUUAAGUAUAAUUUUCCUGUAGGAAAACUGCCGAUAACUAAAACUAGUGGCAAAACUAUUCUGACAACUUCAUUGCAAUUCACUUAGGUACUUAUCAUAUAUUUUCCUUUUAGGUUAGUCCAGGCUCUGUUCUUAUUGACCAGUGGUAACAUUGACUGAGAGAAGAUUGGGAGAAAAUUGGUUGGGGAAUUUUUCACAACAGAAAUUGCAAUUGUUUUGAAUCUGGAAGAAUAGAGAGAGAGAG